Zasmidium cellare ATCC 36951 is the source of this 312-nucleotide messenger RNA. RefSeq lists its product as uncharacterized. The record is from RefSeq and is a predicted model, not a curated record. Lineage: Eukaryota; Fungi; Ascomycota; Dothideomycetes; Mycosphaerellales; Mycosphaerellaceae. The transcript has 2 exons. The annotation marks the transcript as partial.
CCGGUUAUCGUCGACGGAGAUGAUGUGAUGUCGAAGCCAAGGGAGCUCAGUAGGAAGUUGUGCGGUAUCUGGGGCCUCGACUUCAAGGGCUGCCAAUUCGAGUGGGAGGAGGAGAAUGAUCUGAUGAAGAGCUUCCCGCUGAGUACCCCUUACAUGAGCACGAUCUUCUAUUCGACGGGGAUCCAUGAGAAGGAGACCAAGGAAGUGAACGUCGAUGUCGAGCAGGUGAAGUGGGAGAAGGAAUUUGGGGAAGAAGUCGCCAGGGGUAUGAGAAAACUGGUCGAUGAAGACUUGGCGGAUUAUGAGCAUUUG